Diuraphis noxia (Russian wheat aphid) is the source of this 419-nucleotide messenger RNA. RefSeq names its product mitochondrial ribosomal protein L49 (gene mRpL49). Gene Ontology annotation, biological process: translational initiation; translation. The record is from RefSeq and is a predicted model, not a curated record. Lineage: Eukaryota; Metazoa; Arthropoda; Insecta; Hemiptera; Aphididae. Gene Ontology annotation, cellular component: mitochondrial large ribosomal subunit; ribosome. Gene Ontology annotation, molecular function: translation initiation factor activity; structural constituent of ribosome.
GAUUAAAAUAAUAUGAUAAAAUUAAUGUAAUACAAUGUAUAUUUUUGUCAUUAUUUAUUUUUUUACAGCAACAUUUGGAAAAUAUCCWUACUUUGUCCAUCGUACACGCAAUCAUAUGCUACCUGUGUAUCUUAAAGUUUCCAUGAGAGGAACAAGACGGAUAACUCAAAUAAACAAUGUAGAUGGUAACAUAUGGGUAUUAGAAGAGGCCAUAAAAAAAUACUUGACAAGAAUAUAUGGCGAUAAGAAAAUAAUUGCUACUAAAGUCCAUGAAGUAUGUGGUCAUUUAUGUAUUCAUGGUGAUCAUGUAUCUAGAGUUAAAGAAUGGUUACUGAAGAAAGGUUUGUAAAAAAAAUAAUAAUAGAAUAUACAAAAAAAAAGAUGUAAUAUAAAAAUCAAUUUACAAUAAAAUAUAUGUA